AUGAGUGGUACCACGGGCCAGUUGAUCUCUGUUCAUCCCGACGAGCUCAAGUUCCAGUUUGAGCUGGAGAAACAAAGUUAUUGUGAUCUUAAAGUUGUGAACAACACAGAAAACCAUGUUGCUUUCAAGGUCAAAACUACUUCUCCGAAGAAGUACUUUGUACGACCAAACACCAGUGUUAUACAACCUUGGGACUCAUGUGUCAUAAGAGUCACCCUUCAAGCUCAACAAGAGUACCCCCCAGAUAUGCAAUGCAAAGAUAAAUUUCUGAUACAAAGCACCACAGUGCCUCCUCAUACUGAUGUUGAUGAACUUCCACAAGAUAUUUUUACUAAGGACAGUGGAAGAACAAUAGAGGAGUGCAAGCUUAGAGUUGUGUACAUCUCUCCUCAUGCAGCUCCUGGAACUUCAGGAGAGGGCUUCAAACAGAGCUUUGAUACUAGCUCCAUGGACCAUCCCACAAGUUCUGAGGAUAAUCAGGCUCUGCAGCACCUCAAGGGUGAAAGAGAUGCAGCUAUCCGACUGACACAGCAGUUGCAACAGGAUCUGGAAAUGCUGAAGGGACGAAGGAGCCGAAAAAGGGAUUCAGGCUUCUCCUUCACAUUCACAUUUUUCGUGGGACUCAUUGGAAUUAUGGUCGGGGUCCUCUUAAACCUGUUGCUGUCUUCGCCUUCUGCAGUUUAA
Ilex paraguariensis (yerba mate) is the source of this 684-nucleotide messenger RNA. Lineage: Eukaryota; Viridiplantae; Streptophyta; Magnoliopsida; Aquifoliales; Aquifoliaceae. The record is from the annotation of a GenBank genome assembly.